AUUCACAGGGUCGGGACAAUGAAGUCGAGAUAUUCAGUAUUUGUGAUUAUUGUGUUUUUAUCAUUUGCGUGGAGUCGAGAAAUAUAUUCAGGAAAUGAUAUUGAUAUAGAACGCAUACAAGGGGUUUGGUUCCUGACGUUUGGAGUAGAUUACUGGUCCUGGAAUGUUCUGUGGAAAUGUCAUAUUAUUGCUCCUUUCAACGUAACAGAUAAUAGAAUGAAUCUUGGCACCUAUAAUUUUUUCAAGAAUAAAUCAAAGGCCCCGCUUUCCGUCAUUGACGAAGUCAAGCGCGAUUCUCAGGGUCAGUUUUGGAUGAAAGGGCCUAAUGAAAAAAUAUGGGAAAACUUAGACACAAAGCUGUUUGGAAAUAAGAGAAAACCUAUAUCGAACAUGGAACAUCCUUCUCAAGAGGAACCCUGGUUCUUCACUUCUCCGCACUUUUAUGCGACCGACUACUUUACUUUCAUCAGUACACUGAUGAUAAUGGACGAUGAUCGGAAGCUUUUCCAAAUUUAUACCAGGAAUCCUACAAUAAACGAUGGAGAUAUUUCAGAGUUCACAACACUCGCAGUUGAACAAGGAGUUGAUCCAACCACUUUAACGACAUUCGGAUGUGGCGAUCUUAACCCGUCGGAAUUCAUGUCAGCCUAAUAAUGUUCUACAAUCGUCGACGUCACAAGACAUUUUGUUUUCUGUUCUCACAUUCAUGUAUUUAUUUGGUAUAUAUAUAUAUAU
Messenger RNA from Styela clava, 735 nucleotides. The record is from RefSeq and is a predicted model, not a curated record. Lineage: Eukaryota; Metazoa; Chordata; Ascidiacea; Stolidobranchia; Styelidae.